UUUCGAACACGACGAUGACUACGACGAAAAUCACAAGGUUGACAUUGCUACUACUGUUCGCCUCAUCAGUGGCAGCCCAAGAAGCAAAAGGAUAUGGUGUUAUUCAGGGUAUCAACUGUUAUGGCAAAGAAUAUGUCUGCGUUGGCCCAUUAAACUUCAAGCAUUGUGAAUGGGAUGCUCAAGGAAAUACCUAUGCUUCGGGUAGCGUGAUACAGUGUCCCCCUAACCACCGUUGCGUGAACGAUGGAGUAGAAAUUUGUAUACCGCUUAAAUUAUCAACAACAGCACCUCAAGCAGCGCGCCUAAUCACCUCAGAGCAAAUACCCGUCAACUCAAUAUCAACUGAAGCUCCCGUAAAAAUUGAAGAAUUAAAAUGGGAAUCCACGUCUGCUAUACCGGAUACCACAACAGAUAUAGUAGUAAAUAAAGAGCCAUCAAGUAUUCCUGUUGACACAACUACUGUCGCAGAUGGUUCAAUAUGGACCACGUUUUUAACAGAGAAUCCGAACUCUUAUAAUACACUCGAGCCGAAAUCAGCUGAUCCCAAUUUUCAGUUUGCUACUAGUGCACCCCUUGAGACAACAACGGAUGCUAUUUUAGAAACUACGUCACUUCAAUACGAAACAACUACUACCUCGGAUACUUAUGUGACAUUAACUCCAAUUACAUCGGAUGAUUCCAGUGUACCAGUAAACUCCAAUAAUGUCUUGGAGACCGGAUCAAAAAUAGAUGACACGCAUAUAGCUUUUCUUACAAUAACUCCGGAAAAUCAAGCUUAUGACACAACCACCUUUAUAAACUUUUCCGCUAAUCCCAAUUCACCAGAGAAUUCUUAUUUGUUAACUAACUCAAAUAUUUCUGAGAAUCAUGAUUCUACAAUGUCUACAGUUGAACUUUCAGAUUCGACAACAGAGAUAUAUCAUGAAACUACAGUAACUGCAAAUUUGGAGAACUAUGUGGAAUUUGAAACUGAAGCGCCAAUAGAUGCGAGUCCCUCAAUAUCUCCAGAGAGCUCAACUGUUACAACACAGCUAAUUUCACUUGACUCCAACACACCAGUUGAUCCGAGCGAGUCAAAUCUGAAGGAUAAAACUCCAGUCGAUCCCAAAACAGCAUCCGAUCCCAGCGCACUGCCAAGUCAAAGCUUACCGGUUGAACAAAACGCCCCAGUAAAUCCUAAAAUUUCGAUUAACUUAAGCGCUUCAUCUGAUCCCAGCGUAGCAGAAAGUCCGAGUUUACCAGAUCAGCACAACUUGCCAGUAGGCUCCAACACGUUAGUCAAAUUAAGUUCAACAAAUCUUAAUACAGCAAAAAUUCCCGUGGAUGAAACCAAUUCAAUCAUUCCAAGUGAUCCAUCUUCUCCAUCUGAUAAUAACAAACCAGCAAGUUCAAGUUUACCAGUUAACUCUAACAUCCCAAACGAAUUAAGUGCGCCAACUGAUCCUACCACAACAACCAUUCCUAUUGAAGAAUCCAAUACCAUCGUUCCAAGUGCUUCAUCUGAACCCAACACAUCAACAAGUUCAAGUUUACCAGAAAACUCUAACAUCCCAAUUGAAUUAACUGCGUCAACUGAUGUUACUACAACAGCUAUUCCUGUGGAAGAAUCUAAUUCAAUCGUUUUAAUGGCUCCAUCUGAUAACACACCAGCAAAUUCAAGUUUACCAGAGAACUCCAACAUUCCAACCAAAAUAAGUGGGUCGACAGAUCUUAAUACAGCAAAUAUUCCAGUUGAUAAAACCAAUUCAAUCGUUCCAAGUGCUCCAUCUGAUAACACACCAGCAAGUUCAAGUUUACCAGAAAACUCUAACAUCCCGACCGAUUCAAUCGUUCCAAGUGCUCCAUUUUCUCCAUCCGAUAAUAGCAGACCACCAAGUUCAAGUUUAGCAGAGAACUCUAACAUCCCAAACGAAUUAAGUACGCCAACUAAUCCUACUACAACAACCAUUUCUGUGGAAGAACCCAAUACCGUCGUUCCAAGUGCUCCAACUGAACCCAGCACAUCAAUAAGUUCAAAUUUACCAGUGAACUCUAACAUCCCAAUCGAAUUAAACGGGUCAACCGAUCUUAAUACAGCAAAUAUUCCGGUGGAUAAAACCGAUUCUAUCGUUCCAAUUGUUCCAUCUGAUAACACACCAGUAAGUUCAAGUUUACCAGUGAACUCUAACAUCCCAAUGGAAUUAGGUGGAUCAACAGGUCUUAAUACAACAAAUAUUCCGGUGGAUAGAACCCAUUCCGUCGAUCCAAGUGCUCCAUCAAAUAACACACCAUCAGGUUCAAGUUUACCAGUAAACUCUAACAUCCCAAUCGAAUUAGACGGAUCAACAGGUCUUAAUACAGCAAAUAUUCCAGUGGAUAGAACCCAUUCCGUCGAUCCAAGUGCUCCAUCAAAUAACACACCAGCAAGUUCAAAUUUACCAGUGAACUCUAACAUCCCAAUCGAAUUAGGUGGAUCAACAGAUCUUAAUACAGCAAAUAUUCCGGUGGAUAAAACUAAUUCCAUCGUUCCUAGUGCUCCAUCUGAUAACACACCAGCAGUCUCAAGUUUACCAGUAAACUUUAACAUCCAAAUCGAAUUAGGUGGAUCAACAGAUCUUAAUACAGCAAAUAUUCCGGUGGAUAAAACCAAUUCAAUCGUUCUAAAUGCUUCAUCUGGUAACACACCAGCAAGUUCAAAUUUACCAGUGAACUCUAACAUCUCAAUCGAAUUAAGUGGGUCAACUGGUUAUAACUCAGUUAGCAUUGCGAAUCCUAGCUUACCAGUUGAGCGUGACUCUUCCUUAGGCGAUGCAAAUCAAAUUGACUCACGGGAUUCUAUUAAUAAGAAUGAAACAAGCCUUUCAGUUGAUCUUAGUGUCCCUAAAACCCCAAGUAACCCAAUCGGUUCAGGUGCUUCAACUAACUUGCCGGUUGAUGAAAUAACAAUUGUUCAAAACAAACCUUUAGAAAAUAACUCGCCGUCAAGGAAUCAGCCAGCUGAACUAAAGGCACCUUCAGAUCCCAAGAUUAUAAGUCCAAUCAGUCACAUUACUUCAACAAAUCUUAAUCAUGUGAGACCAAAUUUAUCAGUUAAUCCAAACACGAUAAUUAAAUCCAAUGGACACCAACCAAAUGGCAUUAAUGUUCCAACCGAUUUUAGUCCUUCAGCGGAGCCAAACACACCUUCUGACCACACAUUACCAAUUCAUUCGAGUAUUUUACGCACUGUCUUUACAAAAUUGUACCUGCACUCUCGUAAUAAAGGAAGCAACGCUAAUGGAGGAGCAGAUAAUGGUUUCCUACUUUUACCAAGGCAAACUGUUGCAUCUAGCUUUUCAGACUUGUCCAAAAAGUCUAUCCCUCAGGAACCUGUAAAAAUAGAGUCGAGUGAAAUUAACUCUUCUAAAUCUGGUAUUAAAGAUGAGGACUCGAUUGAAGUAAAAUCAAAGGAAAAUAGUAAAAAGUCGAAGAGGCCAAAGAAUUCCAGGGAUAAUAAGCAAAAUCAAGAAACAGAAGAAGGAGAAUCAGUUGAAGUUUAUGUUGCUGAAAAAAGCCAAAACAAGGAUACCUCUUUAGAAAACAAAUCUGGAGCAAAUAGUAAAGAAUCCAAGGAUAAUAAGGAUUUGGAAGAGAAAAAAUUUAAAGUUGAACGCAAGCCUGAUGACGAAGACGACGAAAGUUCAUCAAGUGAGCAGAAGGAAAUAAUUAAGAAAAUCGUAAAGAAACUGAAAGAUAGCAAAUGUGACGAAGAUGAUAUUUACCCAGACCCUAAAGAUUGCAAAAAAUUCUACCGAUGCGUGAAAAAGGAUCACAAGACCAGGAUAACUCAUCUACGCUGUGAAAGUGGUGAUCGUUUUGACUCAGACAAACUUAAAUGUGUAGACAAACGGAAGGCCAAAUGCUUAUCUAAAGAAGAUUUUAUAGAAGAGUUCGCUUGAAUCACGUAAUAGAAGCCAUCGUCAACAUUGUCAACAUUUCAAAGAUAGUCGGAAAUUGAUUAAUUAUUAUCCAAUAGAUUAUGUACACGUAAUAUAUUUUCGAAAACUUAACCCUGUAACACUAGUGAUAGUUUCCAAAUGAGGAUCGAUUAAAAAUAUUCAACUGUAAUUACAAA
This is a messenger RNA of Bactrocera neohumeralis, 4093 nucleotides long. RefSeq lists its product as uncharacterized. Bases 15 to 3917 code for a protein of 1300 amino acids. Gene Ontology annotation, cellular component: extracellular region. The transcript is spliced from 3 exons. The record is from RefSeq and is a predicted model, not a curated record. NCBI's taxonomy places the organism in Eukaryota, Metazoa, Arthropoda, Insecta, Diptera, Tephritidae. Gene Ontology annotation, molecular function: chitin binding.